CUUACUCUCAAGCGAGAGAACUAGAUGAGGUGUUAUGCAAGGCCUGAUGUUUACCUCCCGCAGGGGCCUCCUCCCUCCCUAUAAAGGCUGACGUGGUGGCGAGAUUCGCGGAGACUGAGACUGAAGAGCGAGGCAGGCCCAGGAGAAGGACAGAAAAGCGUCAGAAAGUUAAUGCGGGAGACGGAGAGAGGGGCAUCGACUCAGCAAGCAGCAGAGGCGACCCGCCAUCUGCACACUCGAAGGCGGUCCCGGUGGUCGCGGAAGGGACGGCGUCCAGACGCUGGCUUCCUAUGGAGGCGCCCGAGCUGGGCCCGGGGUUGGUGGAGCGUCUGGAGCUGCUGGCGACGUGCCCGCUGUGCGGGGGCCCCUUCGAGGACCCAGUGCUCCUGGCGUGUGAGCACAGCUUCUGCCGCGCGUGCCUGGCCCGCCGCUGGGGGACCCCGCCGGCGACCGGCACUGAGGCGUCUCCCACCGCCUGCCCCUGCUGCGGCCUGCCAUGCCCCCGCCGCAGCCUGAGGUCUAAUGUGCGGCUGGCGGUGGAGGUGCGGAUCAGCCGCGGACUGCGGGAGAAGCUGGCCGAGUCCGGGUCCCGCGCGGGGAAACGCCGAGGGGGCCGCAUCCCCACCAUGGGCUGCCUGGACCCGCACGGAGAGGAUAUGAGGCAGACAUGGAGAAGAUUUGAUGCCCCAACACCCAAGUCAUCUAACUCUGAGGAUGAUCUCCCUGAAGAUUACCCAGUGGUCAAAAACAUGCUUCACAGACUGAUGGCCGACCUGACCCUGGACCCUGGCACCGCACAUCGCCGCCUGCUCAUCUCUGAGGACCGCCGCAGCGUCCAGCUGGCCCCACCAGGGACACCUGCACCCCCUGAUGGCCCUGCGCGCUUCGAUCAGCUCCUGGCAGUGCUAGGGGCACAGGGCUUCAGGGCUGGCCGCCACUGCUGGGAGGUGGAGACCUCAGACGCUGCCUCCAGCAGAGACUCUUCUGGAGAGGAGGAGGAUGAUGGGGAGAGCCGCUAUGCCGUGGGCGCAGCCGGGGAGUCAGUACGACGCAAGGGCCGGGUAGGGCUGUGCCCUGCGGGGGCUGUGUGGGCUGUGGAGGGCCGCAGUGGCCGCCUGUGGGCACUCACAGCACCUGAGCCCACACCGCUGGGUGGCGCCGGGCCCCCACCACGGCGCAUUCGUGUGGACUUGGACUGGGAGCGGGGCCGCGUGGCCUUCUACGACGGCCGCUCCCUUGACCUGCUCUUUGCCUUCCAGGCACCCGGGCCCCUGGGAGAGCGAGUCUUCCCACUGUUCUGCACCCGGGACCCCCAUGCCCCGCUCCGCAUCGUGCCAGCAGAAGGCUGAGUGUCUUGCCCACAACCCCCGUUCUAGUUUGGCCUGUAGUGAGGCUGCUUCCUUUUGGGUGCAGAAAUCCCCACUCUCCAGGGAUCAUGUCCACAUGCCCACUGCGGGAGUGUUGAUAAGCACCCCCACCCACCUACAUUGUCUCUUUUCUCCCAAAUAGUAAGACCUCAACCAUCCUCCAGUUUUCACAUCCAUACCUAAAGCCACAUCCAUUCCUGCCCCCUUCCUCUUGGGACUCUUUUCCACGUGUACCCCAGGACUUCCAAAUGAUCUCUCCCCUUCUACCUUCUAAUAUUCCAGGCCUGAAUUGGGGAACAGGCCCUGACCCAUCAGUAUUGGUAAACAGCCCAUGUUUACUACACAGAGGCCCUGCUAGUCAAACAUUUUACUUCCCAGACCUGCCUCUCUUAACUUCAAAGAAGGGCCCAGUGCCUUCUCCACAGCUAAGGCUUGGGCCUCCCUGCCCAGUUGACUCAAGAAACAAGAGCCUCCUCCUAAAAAGCAAGAGACUCGACUCUGGCUUGGGCCUUAGAGCUUUCUAAAGAACUUAAGACCCCUUUUUGUGGGGGAGGUGUUGGGGAAAGGGGCAGACCAGUUCUACUCCACCCUGACUGCUUACUAUGCAUUUUCCAUUAAGAACCUUAAAACUCCCCGCUGCACAUACUCGCAGGAAGAACCAAUGGUGCUACCUCUCCUUUCCUCAACCUGGGAAUGGCCCAGACACCCCAAAUUCAUCCUUGUAUAUAGCCUCACAUCUUCCCCCAUAUGUAUAAAUGGGCCCGUAUUUACACAUUUUGUGAUGUUGGGUUAUUUAUUUUGUGCAUUUGUGGCAAUAAAUGAGAUCUCUAUGGUGGUA
This is a messenger RNA of Equus quagga, 2205 nucleotides long. It is a transcript of the gene RNF39, whose product is annotated as ring finger protein 39. Bases 291 to 1349 code for a protein of 352 amino acids. The transcript is spliced from 4 exons. NCBI's taxonomy places the organism in Eukaryota, Metazoa, Chordata, Mammalia, Perissodactyla, Equidae. Gene Ontology annotation, molecular function: protein binding. The record is from RefSeq and is a predicted model, not a curated record.